CAUAUUUUUUUUAAAGCGUUCCUUUUUGUUGAGGGGCAUCUUACUCCAUUGCCUAGCGCCAAAACGUAUAAUUUCCUGUGGAGAUAAUUCACGGAAUCGCCGUUUGUAUUCUCUUAAAAAGUUCAGGUAGCCAUUGGGAGAAAUGCGCUCUACUUUCUGGUACUUGUAAAUGGUUUUACAACUGGCUUUUCCACGCUUUUUCCCCUUCAUAAUUGUUUUUUGUAUAAGCCUAUAUUUUUUUUCUCCCAAUAUACCAGAUUCGUCUAUACCUUAAUACUAUUUCUGAUUUAGAAGGCGUUCUCCCAGUUAACUUGGGUAUUUAUGACUGUUACAAGUUUUCAUUUGGAAUUUGUUUAUAAUUUUAAACACAAAUCGUAAAUUAAGAAAUCGUGAAGAGUUUAUAAAAAUUUUUGAGCAUUGAGAGCUGCAUAACCACAUCAUUAUCUACUUUUUUCAAAAAUUAUUUUAUACGAAUAAACCAAAAAAAAGCAUAACCUUAGUUAUCGUGAGUCUAUCAUUCAUAUAAAAACGAGUUUAGAAAAUCAAAAUUUCUUAUAAAUAGAGCUUAGAAAAUAUAAUUAAAAAAAAUAAAAGUAAUUUUAAAUAUGGCUUCUUAUCAAGCAGUUUGUACUGCCGGUUUUAUUCACCUUGUACUCGGAAUUUCGGUAUACCUUUCGCAACCUUCUGAUGGCUGUUCACCUGCUCCGAAAUUGGGAGGCUGGAUUUUCGUGGGAGCUCUUGGGCUCUUGGCCACUGAUAUUAAAAUGUAUCCGGAUCGUUAUAUGCACCUUCCGUAUUCCAUACAGUUUCUGGUGGAGACGAUCGGAUCUUUGGCUAUCCUGGAGUUCUUUUCGAUCGUGGUUUGGUGCAUGCUGGAACAACUGAUUCACCACCUGGUGAGGCUGCUCAUUCUAUCCUUGGGAAUGAACGACGAGACUUACCUGGCCUUCGAGUACUGGCUCCUUUUAAUUCCCACCACCGUUCUGGCCGUCACCCUAUUCAUUAUAAUGAAAAUGGCCGUUUUACCCCUUUUCGAUAUCAAGUCAGUCUAUGAAAAACAGGAAAUAAAGGUGCAUCUGGACAAGGAUGUUUACAUUGAUCUGGUUAGUCAAAAUAUGCGAAAAUUGGAAAAGUAUAAUCGUCGGUAUAAAAAUAAAUUAAAAAUGUGAAUUGGAGUACAAAUAUAAUGUAUGCUUGUGAAGACAAAAGUAAUAUAUG
Molecule: messenger RNA, 1218 nt
Organism: Drosophila suzukii
Lineage: Eukaryota; Metazoa; Arthropoda; Insecta; Diptera; Drosophilidae
Source: RefSeq, a predicted model, not a curated record